GUGAACUUUUUCCUUUGCGUGAAAUUCCUCUAGUUUCUUUUGUUUGCAUGUCAGCAGCAACGAUAGCGAGUGGAUAUCUGGCAUUUGUAAUGUCCCCGACUGGAAGCAGCUAACAUUGCGACACACAGUCCUCCUCCCCGGGCCGGGAGAGCGAGGGGGAGAGAGGGGGAGACUCCCGGUGCAAAGGGAGGGAAGGGGGACCGUUGAGGAAGGAGUGGCGGUUAUGUGGCAAAACUCUCAACCUCUCUGAAGAGUUGUGUCCUCGCUUGUGUAUUUGUGGAGAAAGGGCAAGGUGAAUCCCAUCCAGCACUUCGUCCCAUAGGAGGAUCCGUGUAACGCGCCCGUGCAGGGAUGGAGGGAGAGAAGGAGCGACAGAGGCAGCAGCGGGAAGAGAAGGAGAGCAACGAGGCGGAGGACAACAGGACCAGCGACGAGGACGCCGACAAUGAUGAAGUGGAGGAGGAGGAAGAUUCAGAAUGCGCAGCCCUGGUCUGGCAAGAGGGCUAUGGCGAAGACAACCUGGGCCUUCCCAUCAUGCACUGGGAGGCGCUAAGCCUGCGCAUUGCCGAGCUGGAGAAGCAGGAGGAGGAAAACAAGGAGAAGAAGGCAAAGAGGGGAGUUUCUCUUGAGAGAGGAAGAGCACCGGUCAGCUGGACGGAGGAGAGAGGAAGAAGAAGGGAGAGCUGGGAAGACGGAGAUGAUGCCUGCAACAGCCACGUGCUGGCGCUCACCUCCCGCCUGCAGACGCAGAUGAACCUGCAGCUCUGCUUCAUCAACAACAGUGAAAGUGAGGAGGAGGAAGAGGACGAGAAGAAGAAAGGGGCGGCUCAGGUCCAGAAGACUCCUCAGCCUCCUGCCAAGCCGGAGAAACCCAAAUCCAGAGGCUUCAGGAACACCCUGAGGAACCUACGAGACCGCCUGAGAACUGACCACAGGACGCCGGCUGCAGCUCGUAGUGAACCUGUAGUCCAGAAAAAACAUGUUGAGCGCAGUGAUCUACAGAACCUCAGCAUGAAGGACCUGAAUGCACUUUGUGCGUCUCUCAGCCAGAACAUCCAAGACCUGAGCUCAGACCUGGUGGGCCGCCUGCAGGCCCGAGACCAGCUGAGGACGGAGCAGGACGCCAUGCUGCUGGAGGUCCAGGACCUGACGUCGCAGUGAGCCUGCGGAUCGCUCCGAGCUGGAGUUCCCACAGACACACAAUCUUAAAUGUUCUGAGUCGGCCUCUACGAACAUCUCAGUCAGUCCCUCCGCCUGUCGGUCUGACCAGCCAAACAAUGUGAAGAGUGUCGCUCCCUGAAAGGACAAGGACAUUCCGUUUUAAUGUUACUCAGUGUAUUAUGUAUUUAUAAGGAAACCUUUGUCCACCAGCAGUGGUUUGAAACUCGUGGCAGAACCAGCUUUGUUCAGUCACAGUUGUACGGUACGGUCGACAAACAGAAACUGAGUAAAACGCCACAUCUGGGCAGUGGUUGCUGACCUGAGAGGAACAAACUCUUUUCAUCCGGGUCACGUUUUUGGGCGGUUCUAGACACGGAGAGAUGUCACUGAUCAAGUGUCUGACAUCAGAGUCGUCGCUCAAAGGAUCCGAGUAGUGUUGAUGAAGUCCAUCUUCAUUUCCCUCAUCGUGGGGAUUUAUGACCACUUGUGCCGACACUAAGGAGCAACGUUUCCGUCAGCAGAUCCCAGUCCUUUUCGUAUCUGGCUCAAGAGUAUAUUUUCAAAAUACUACGUACAAAAAUAGGGGAAAGACUUACGGUUGGAUGACUAUUCUCCUCACCCCUCCUGAGUUAUGCGUAUUGUUUAUUUCUUUGAACCGAUAGCCUGGUUAAAUAGUUAAUUAUUAACUUCUCCAUUGCAAAGAGGUUUGCUCUACUAAUGUUGAAAUGUCAUUAACAUUUUUUUUGGACUGUAAGGGUAUUUUUAAGUGCUAUUGUCAGUACUAGUCUGUAACGUGUGGCUCAUCUUUGAACACAAGGAUUCAAAAGGGACUCCUGUUUAGAAGCUGCUAAUUCUGUCAACGCAGAAUUCUAUUUUGUUUUUCUAAUUUGUGUAGUUGUAGUUUUUUUGUAUUAUUUUAUGUUCAUGUUUAUCUUUGUGUAGCCUUUCUCAUCCCUCUUUGUCCAAACAUUAUGUGGUUCAGAACCGAGCCAGAACCAACUUCCAACAGGAAUAUCCUGUAUUCAUCAUUGACAAAUAUAGGUCUUGGCUACAAUCGGCACUUAUCCAUUUGAAAAUACUUCAAAUACAACUCCCAAGUUAUUAAAUAUGUUAUGCAAAUUA
Messenger RNA from Gasterosteus aculeatus aculeatus (three-spined stickleback), 2283 nucleotides. The record is from RefSeq and is a predicted model, not a curated record. Lineage: Eukaryota; Metazoa; Chordata; Actinopteri; Perciformes; Gasterosteidae.